Myotis lucifugus (little brown bat) is the source of this 2062-nucleotide messenger RNA. It is a transcript of the gene NALCN, whose product is annotated as sodium leak channel, non-selective. Gene Ontology annotation, molecular function: monoatomic cation channel activity. The transcript has 16 exons. NCBI's taxonomy places the organism in Eukaryota, Metazoa, Chordata, Mammalia, Chiroptera, Vespertilionidae. The record is from RefSeq and is a predicted model, not a curated record. Gene Ontology annotation, cellular component: membrane. Gene Ontology annotation, biological process: monoatomic ion transport; transmembrane transport. The annotation marks the transcript as partial.
CCGCCGCCGCCGCCGCACCAUGACCGCUCUGAGCGCUGGUGUCACAGACUGCCGUCUUGUGCUCCCUCACCAGAGCUAACUCCAGCAUGCUCAAAAGGAAACAGAGCUCCAGGGUGGAAGCCCAGCCGGUGACCGACUUCGGUCCUGAUGAGUCUUUGUCAGACAACGCUGACAUACUCUGGAUUAACAAGCCAUGGGUUCACUCUUUGCUGCGCAUCUGUGCCAUCAUCAGCGUCAUCUCUGUCUGUAUGAACACACCCAUGACGUUCGAACACUAUCCUCCUCUUCAGUAUGUGACCUUUACUCUGGAUACUUUAUUGAUGUUUCUCUACACAGCAGAGAUGAUUGCCAAAAUGCACAUCCGGGGGAUUGUCAAGGGGGAUACUGCCUACUUAAGAGAUCGCUGGUGUGUUUUUGAUGGAGUUAUGGUCGUUUUCCUUUGGGUUUCACUGGUGUUGCAGGUAUUUGAAAUUGCUGAUAUAGUUGAUCAGAUGUCACCUUGGGGCAUGUUGCGGAUCCCAAGGCCACUAAUUAUGAUCCGAGCAUUCCGAAUUUAUUUCCGAUUUGAACUACCGAGGACCAGAAUUACGAAUAUUCUAAAGCGAUCAGGAGAACAAAUAUGGAGUGUUUCAAUUUUCUUACUUUUCUUUCUGCUUCUUUAUGGAAUUUUAGGAGUUCAAAUGUUUGGAACAUUUACCUAUCACUGUGUGGUAAAUGACACAAGACCAGGAAAUGUGACCUGGAAUAGUUUAGCUAUUCCAGAUACACACUGCUCACCAGAGCUAGAAGAAGGCUACCAGUGCCCACCAGGAUUUAAAUGCAUGGACCUUGAAGAUCUGGGACUUAGCAGGCAAGAGCUGGGCUACAGUGGCUUUAAUGAGAUAGGCACCAGUAUCUUCACAGUCUAUGAGGCCGCCUCCCAGGAGGGCUGGGUAUUCCUCAUGUACAGAGCAAUUGACAGCUUUCCCCGCUGGCGUUCGUACUUCUAUUUCAUCACUCUCAUAUUCUUCCUUGCAUGGCUUGUGAAGAAUGUGUUUAUCGCUGUCAUCAUUGAAACGUUUGCAGAAAUCAGGGUACAGUUUCAGCAAAUGUGGGGGUCAAGAAGCAGUACUACUUCAACAGCCACCACCCAGAUGUUUCACGAAGACGCUGCUGGCGGAUGGCAGCUGGUAGCUGUGGAUGUCAACAAGCCUCAGGGACGCGCCCCAGCCUGCCUCCAGCAAAUGAUGCGGUCAUCAGUUUUCCACAUGUUCAUCCUGAGCAUGGUGACGGUGGAUGUGAUAGUGGCUGCUAGCAACUAUCACAAAGGAGAGAGCUUCCGAAGGCAAUAUGAUGAGUUCUAUCUUGCAGAGGUGGCUUUUACCGUACUUUUUGACUUGGAAGCACUUCUGAAGAUAUGGUGUUUGGGAUUUACUGGAUAUAUUAGCUCAUCUCUCCACAAAUUUGAGCUAUUACUUGUGAUUGGAACUACUCUUCAUGUAUAUCCAGAUCUUUAUCAUUCUCAAUUCACAUACUUUCAGGUUCUUCGAGUGGUUCGGCUUAUUAAGAUUUCACCUGCGUUAGAAGACUUCGUGUACAAGAUCUUUGGUCCUGGGAAAAAGCUUGGGAGUUUGGUUGUAUUUACUGCCAGCCUCUUGAUUGUUAUGUCAGCAAUUAGUUUGCAGAUGUUCUGCUUUGUCGAAGAACUGGACAGAUUUACAACGUUUCCAAGGGCAUUUAUGUCCAUGUUCCAGAUCCUUACCCAGGAAGGAUGGGUAGACGUAAUGGACCAAACUCUAAAUGCUGUGGGACACAUGUGGGCACCUGUGGUUGCCAUCUAUUUCAUUCUCUAUCAUCUUUUUGCCACUCUGAUCCUCCUGAGUUUGUUUGUUGCUGUUAUUUUGGACAACUUAGAACUUGAUGAAGAUCUAAAGAAGCUUAAACAAUUAAAGCAAAGUGAAGCAAAUGCAGACACCAAAGAAAAACUUCCUCUGCGUCUUCGAAUCUUUGAGAAAUUUCCAAACAGACCGCAGAUGGUGAAAAUCUCAAAGCUUCCUUCCGAUUUUACAGUUCCCAAAAUCAG